Messenger RNA from Apis florea (little honeybee), 2047 nucleotides. RefSeq lists its product as uncharacterized. The record is from RefSeq and is a predicted model, not a curated record. Lineage: Eukaryota; Metazoa; Arthropoda; Insecta; Hymenoptera; Apidae.
CAGUAUUCGAUACGGAGUCUAAUUUGUAUGUAUGCCGCACAUGGUUUAUUGUGGCGCAAAUGUAUAUAAGUUUCCCGAAUUAGUAGUGUCUUUAAAGAUAAUACUGUUAUGUUACAAAACCAAUAAGAAAUGUUGCAUGCUUUAGCAGUGCAACAACUUUAUAGUGAUUUGCUUAUGGAAAAGUGGGCAUAAUCAAUUGUAGAUGCCGGUUUGUGCGAUAAGAUUGUUUUGUGUUUCUUGAAACGGGGGUGUGACAGUUUGUGCAUUCCUAGAAUAUGGUAUAUUUUUUUUUCUUUCAAAAUGAAACUGAAUGUUAUAUAAGUUUUACUUUCUGAUCGUUCGUUGAACCCCAACGAAUUAUCACCACGCAAAUUUCAAAGAGCAUACAUUAUACUGGAAAGUGUUUAUUUUCCUUUACAUGUGUCAACAAUUCGGAUUCAAUCGAAAGUGUAUAACAUUGAAUUUAAUUACACAACUUAUACGUUUUUCGAAAAUUUGUGCCAUAUUUUGACGUGAUGCGUUAUUAAACGACAUAAAAAUACCAAAGUUACGAAAGUUAUUUAUAGGUUAUAAAAUUAUAUGUGUGCUGUUGUCAAUAGCGGCAACGGCGAAUCAUCAAGUAAUAUUUAAUGCAAACUCCAUGCAUUGGCUUCAAGCAACAAAUAUACGCGAAGAAAUGCCUUUAAGCCAAUUAAAUCAAAGUAAUUUCGUUAGUACGAACGAAAGUGUAAAUCCUGGCACUGAAAUAGCAUCAACUUGUUAUACUCCUCCACCUUCAUACCAUAAUAUUAAUUUACCUUUGGGACACCCAUCUACUUUGACUAAUGAUUGUGGUGCACCUCCUUCUUAUGAAGAAGCCAUAGAUCCAAAUGCUCCUCCUCCAUCCUAUGAUUCAUUAUUUGGUCGUAUGAGAGAAGCACAUAAAGUUUCAAAAGGAGUAUUUGAUUUUUUGAAAAAUAUUAUCGUCUUACUUUUAGGCACUAUUGGAUGUACUAUUAUCUUAGGAGUAACAAUAGUAGUUCCAAUAUGUAUGAUGGUCAUUGGAGGACUUUAUCUUUAUGAUUGUCCACAAGGAGAAUAUAUUCCUGUUUAUUUAUUAGUGGGUGGUGGUUUUGGUGUUUUUAAACAGUUAUUACAUUUAUCUGCAAGAGUACGGCAACGUCAAGAAGAAAGAGAUGAAGAAAGAAUACGACAAUCUCCAACACAAACAUUAAUUAAUUGUUUUAUGCUUGGCUGGUUUAUUAUAGGCUCAAUGUGGGUAUAUAAGGAAUAUGAGCCAAAUUAUGAUCCAGCUCUUGGCAAAUAUUGUAACAAAACAUUAUAUUUAUUUGCCUUUUGGUUAAUUACGGCUGUUUAUAUAUUUCUGGGAGUGAUAACUGCCGGUUUUUGCAGCAUUUCGGUAGCAAGCAUCGCAUUUCAAAGACCACCUCCUGAUCUAAUGUAAAGUAACAUGAUCUCAAUUUAAAGAGAAAAAUAGUCGUUCAAAAAUCUAUUAUUUUGGGAACAAAACGACAAAUUUUGCGAAAUGAAGAACAAAAAUUUUUUGUGGAUAUAAAAAAAUCACAUCAUAACAGGGCACAAAAUUUCGUCCACGCUUUACGUACCUGAGAUGCUUAAAACAACAAUCUAUAAACGGAUCGUUUGCACAUCUAAAUGCACAUAAAAUGCGCUCGAAUAUCAAAUUUUUAUUUUGUAAUCAUUCGUGAUAACAUUUCUUGAUUUUUCGUAGCGUACUUGAUUCAAUAUCUCAAUUAAGGCAACUUUUGCUAUGAAUCAUGUCAAACGGACAUAGCAAAAUUGAUUGAUUUCUUAAAAUUGGUAUACACGUAGAGGGAAAGAAAAAAUAGUUGAUGCUUUAACCAAUUCAGGGCUGUGGAUAUUUCGCAAUAAUCGCGAAUUCUUUUGAUAUUGUGCCAAGAAAUCGCAAAGCUGUAGAGCGAAGUAUUUUGCUAUCAACAUCGAUCAUCCGUAUCGAUAUUCAAUUCGUAUGGAUAUUCUUAACUUGAGUAGAAUCUCAGGACGUGUCAUAAAAAAGAAAAAAAAAAAA